This is a messenger RNA of Odontomachus brunneus, 1178 nucleotides long. RefSeq lists its product as uncharacterized. NCBI's taxonomy places the organism in Eukaryota, Metazoa, Arthropoda, Insecta, Hymenoptera, Formicidae. Bases 336 to 914 code for a protein of 192 amino acids. The record is from RefSeq and is a predicted model, not a curated record. The transcript has 5 exons.
AGUACGUUGGAGUGAGUAGAAGCAUGUUGGGACAUGCGACGCAAAAAAACCUUAGAUUACAUAUCUUGCAUCUUCGUGCAUCUUCGGUGCAUGUUCGUUUUGAAAACUUUUUUAAAUGUAACGUGUUAUGUGUGAUGAAUGUAUUCAGUGUAACUGAGUAUUUGAGAAAAUUGCGGUAUAAAAAUUAUAACCCUGGGUCAGCACAAGCAGUAGCAAUAACAGAGAUAGUUUGAAGAACUUUUUAAAAUAAUCUGUAAAAAAAUAUAUUAUUAAUGCUAAAUUAAACCUUAAAGGAGACUCUCCCUGAUCUUUUGCUUUCGCUUGAUCUUAUCAACAUGGAGGAUAUAGAACAUUUCAUAAAGAUCUCACAGCAGAAGAGACUCCUUAAUCAACAUAAAUUAAAAGAGCUCGAUAAUGAGCCUGACGACCAUAAGAAAUUAAUUAAAGAAUUGCGAGAUUUACAAAAAGAGACACAGCAGAGUAAGGAAAAUAUUACAAAGCAUCUCAAUAUGAUUACAGCCCAUAAGCACAUUAUACAUAAAAUUGUGCAUUCCUCGGAACAUAUUUCAGGCUUGCCUGUACCACAUAAUAAUGCACAAGAUGUGAGAACAAUGUUUGCUGAAGCCAUUAAUUUUCUGAACAAUAUAGGAGAUACUUAUGAAACAUUGAAUAAUGUUAAAGAAAAAGAUGUGAAUUCUUCAGAGCUGAUUGAAGCUGUGACAACAUGUACAGGAGCUAUAGGAAGUGAACUGUAUCAAACAAGAUGUUGCAUUGCUCAACUGGAAGCAUUGAAAGAAAACAUCUCUGUAUUUGAGCAAUAUAUUUUAGGUGAUAGCAGUAGAAACAACAGUGAUGAGAUUAUGGAUUGUACAGCACAUGGUGAGUCAACAGACAGUGGAUCAACUAUAAAAUGAUAUGUACAUCAAUAUUUAUUGCAACUAUUAGAAUGCACAAAAUAUCAGAUAUUUUUUUGAGAAAAGUAUACAAUAUAAAUUUAUCAGAUGUUAUCAAAAUUUCAUGGCAGUCAUAUAUUGAACAUUAUCUAGUUGGUCAUCUAGAUUUAACUUCAACAUUACCAAUUGAGGGUCUACAAUUUCCUGAAACAAUUAUGUGUAUAUAUUAUAAUUAUAUAUAAUAUACUAUAAUACUAAUAUAAUAUAGUAUAACAAUUAUGUAUA